AUGGCGAUUAUUGUACGAGGAGGUCGUAUGUUUAUUGGAUUUCUUCGAAUAAUUGACCAGUUCGGCAAUGUCGUCCUUCAUAAUGCUGCGGAACGUAUACAUGUGGCGAAAAAAUUCUGUGACGUUCCCCAGGGAAUACUUUUAAUUAGAGGUGAAAAUAUUACAAUUAUCGGGGAACUGAGUCCGGAAAUAAACAUCGACGAGAAGCUAGAAAGAGUUUCAGAAGAAGAGAUUUAUAAGCUCCAGCAAGAACAGACAGCCUCGCGCAAAGAACUAGCCAAGAAGCGAGCUGAACUAUUCGCGAUACGUGGAUUAGGUUUUCCAGACUUCUUAGAUAUAAUUGACGACACAUAA
Molecule: messenger RNA, 354 nt
Organism: Schistosoma curassoni
Lineage: Eukaryota; Metazoa; Platyhelminthes; Trematoda; Strigeidida; Schistosomatidae
Source: the annotation of a GenBank genome assembly